Nicotiana tabacum (common tobacco) is the source of this 2244-nucleotide messenger RNA. Its product is annotated as laccase-22-like. Gene Ontology annotation, molecular function: copper ion binding; hydroquinone:oxygen oxidoreductase activity. Gene Ontology annotation, cellular component: apoplast. Gene Ontology annotation, biological process: lignin catabolic process. Lineage: Eukaryota; Viridiplantae; Streptophyta; Magnoliopsida; Solanales; Solanaceae. The record is from RefSeq and is a predicted model, not a curated record.
UAUUUUUUUGAAAAAAAAACUUUCAAAACUUAUGACCAAACGCCUACUUUAUCACUUCGCAAAAUCUCAUUUUGAUACUCUAUAUAUAUUUACGUGUGAGUUUCAAUCAGAAUAAAAGAAGGAGAACGGGUUAGGUUUAUAAUAAUGUCAAAUUAUUUAGUAUAAUUUACUUACAAGAUGAAAAUGUUAAAUAUAUUACUUGAAUGGUCAACUACAUCAUGUUUCAGUUGGCCUUGUGAUAAUUUGAUUAAUUGCUGAAAUGGAAAGAUUAAAUUUUUUUUAAAAGGAUCAGUGAUCAUCACAACACUCAAAAGAUUAAAUUGAAAAUUGAUUUAGCUAAAGACUGUAUGAAUAACUAAAAUCUUUUAUACUUCUAUUUUUCUUUCUCUGGUGUGGAAGUUUGGCUAACAAGCUAAAUAUAUGCUUCAAGAAAGGUGGUGAUGAAAAAUAUAACAAGAUUAUGCUCAACUAAGGCUACUGUAACAGUGAAUGGCAAAUUUCCUGGUCCAACUAUCUAUGCCAGGGAAGAUGAUACCCUACUUAUCAAGGUCGUUAACCAAGUUCAUUAUAACCUCACCAUCCACUGGCACGGUGUCAAACAAAUAAGGACAGGGUGGGCUGAUGGGCCGGCUUACAUAACACAAUGUCCGAUACAGCCAGGGAAAAGCUAUGUCUACAAUUUUACAGUCACAGAUCAGAGAGGAACACUAUUUUGGCAUGCGCACAUUCUCUGGCUCAGGGCAACUGUCCAUGGUGCUAUUGUCAUUCUCCCUAAGCUUGCUUUGCCCUACCCAUUCCCCAACCCCCAAAAGGAAAUUCUAAUCAUUUUAGGUGAAUGGUGGAAGUCAGAUGUUGAAGCUGUAGUUGAUGAAGCCACACAAUUAGGUUUGCCCCCUAAUAUUUCUGAUGCUCACACCAUCAAUGGCCUUCCUGGUCCUGUCUCAACCUGCUUAUCACAAGAGGGAUUCACUUUCCUAGUGGAGCCAGGCAAGAAGUACUUACUGAGAAUAGUCAAUGCUGCACUGAAUGAAGAACUUUUCUUUAAGAUUGCUGGCCACAAGCUCACUGUGGUUGAAGUAGAUUCUUCCUAUGUUAAGCCCUUUAAAGCUGACACCAUUUUAACAACUCCAGGACAGACAACAAAUGUCAUUUUAUCAGCUGAUCUUGGAACUGGAAAAUACUUAAUGGUAACAUCACCAUACAUGGAUUCUCCUAUCUUAGUGAAUAACAGAACUGCUACUGCUACUUUACAAUAUGUAGGCACCAAUACUUCUUCCACCACAACAACUUUAACCGUGCCGCCACCUACAAAUGCCACCCCUAUUGCAAUUAAAUUUAUGGACUCUCUCAGAAGCUUGAAUUCAAGAAAAUAUCCAGCAAAAGUCCCACUGACAAUUGAUCAUUCCCUUUUUUUCACCAUUAGUCUUGGACUCAACCCUUGUGAAUCAUGUUAUAGAGGAUUUCGAAUUGUGGCAGCUAUCAAUAAUGUCACAUUUGUUAUGCCAAGUGUGUCACUGCUUAAUGCACAUUUCUUCAAUAAAAGUGGUGUGUUUACUGAUGAUUUCCCUGGAAAUCCAGCAUAUACAUUUGACUACACAGGGAUUCCACCAGAAAACUUGAGGACAAUGGAAGGGACUAGGCUAUAUAGACUUGCUUAUAAUUCUAAUGUCCAAGUAAUAAUGCAAGAUACAGGAUUGUUGAGCCCUGAGAACCACCCAAUGCAUUUACAUGGCUUCAAUUUCUUUGUGGUUGGAAGAGGCAGAGGAAAUUUUGAUCCAGAGGAAGACCCUAAAAAGUUCAACCUUGUUGACCCUGUUGAGAGGAACACCAUAAAUGCCCCUUCUGGUGGUUGGGUUGCUAUCAGGUUCAGGGCAAAUAAUCCUGGGAUUUGGUUUCUCCAUUGCCAUUUGGAGGUGCACACAACAUGGGGACUGAAGAUGGCUUUCGUGGUUGAUAAUGGAAAUGGCCCUGAAGAAUCUCUUUUACCUCCUCCCAAAGAUCUUCCAACAUGUUAAGAUUUCCUAUCAUUUAAGUGUAUAUAUUCAGAGUAAUCCACUGGUAUGAGUUGUUUGAGCAGGCAAAAAGAGGUUCUUUGAGUAAACAGUUUGCUUUUUCAAGAAUAAAAAAGGUUAUAAUAUCAAAGGGGACAAGUUUGUAUGAAAGUAAUUUUAUGAUAAUGUUUGUGAGAAAAGCUGUAAAUUAUAAAUGAGAUAUGUGUUCUAUGGUAGUACAUUUCUUGCAUAA